ACGCUUACGUGUCAGAAAUGCCAUCACGGUUUUGAACGAGAGCGGUCAUAAUUUCCAUGAUUUUAUUCACUAGACAUUUGACGCGGGUGAUAACUUUCGUCUGUUGUGCGAAGAAACCGACCAUGGACGAAGUUGGAGCGUCCUAGCCACUAAAGACCUUCAUCCUGUAGAUGAAUACAAUGUUUUCCUCAUCGACCACGCAUGGACGUUCCGCCCUCAUCAAGCUCGAGCACAGCUAGAGCAAUUACCACAGUUAGUCGAUCGUAUGAAAAACCUGCUCGAUAUUAACGGUUCUGAAGAUGAUGAUGAUAAUGCUCUUGAGUCUGAACCCGAAAAUGAAAUCACUUCAGACGAGAAAGAACGGAAAAUAGUCCAAGAAAAACUCGAUGCAUCUGCCAAUGAAGCUUUGCGACUCACUUGCUUGCGCAGCGGUGAUGAUGAUCACAAAAUUGUUGACUAA
This is a messenger RNA of Cylicostephanus goldi, 460 nucleotides long. The record is from the annotation of a GenBank genome assembly. NCBI's taxonomy places the organism in Eukaryota, Metazoa, Nematoda, Chromadorea, Rhabditida, Strongylidae.